This is a messenger RNA of Sporothrix schenckii 1099-18, 2649 nucleotides long. RefSeq names its product lipase esterase family protein. The transcript has 2 exons. The record is from RefSeq and is a predicted model, not a curated record. NCBI's taxonomy places the organism in Eukaryota, Fungi, Ascomycota, Sordariomycetes, Ophiostomatales, Ophiostomataceae. The coding region runs from base 1 to 2649 and encodes 882 amino acids. Gene Ontology annotation, molecular function: hydrolase activity.
AUGGUUGUCAAUACGCUGUCCGUCUCUAUGGCGGUUACGCCCGCGAUUGUUGCCACUUUCUUCUCACAUUACCUCAACCGCACUCCCCGGCGUCAGCGACCAACGGCUCACCUUCCUUACGACCAAGGUCUGAAUCUUGUGCGCACUUUUCUCAUCUAUGCCUCGCACCACACUGUCGAAGAGGUGCAGGCUUUUAUGGCUCAGUGGGUGCCGGCCCCGACCUGGAUCCGCCUUGAGAUUGUCACAAUCUCCGACGAGCACCUUGCCCAAGCUGCCACGGUACUGCAGACACAACUUGGCCCCGAUGGCCUUCGCCUUGUUGGCGGCAAAAAAUGGUGGCAGUGGCGCAAACCAAAGAGUCCGUUGCAGGCCGAAUGGAUCGAGAUGAAGUCCAAUUACACCGAGCGCAAGAAGAACGACGGAGGCAAACCUGCCCGACGUGUCAUGUUCUACAUUCAUGGCGGCGCCUACUAUCUGGGCAGCGUUCACGAGCACCGCUAUCAAUUGCAACGACAUGCGCGGAAGCUCAAGGCCCGCGUGUUUGCGCCACGGUACCGUCUCGCUCCACAGUUUCCUUUCCCUUGCGGCUUGCACGACUGCCUGGGCGCUUACCUGCACCUGCUCAGCCUGCAGGGUAACGAUGCCAAUACCAUUGUACUGGCUGGCGAUUCCGCUGGUGGCGGCAUGGUUUUGUCGCUUCUCGUCGUUUUGCGUGAUCGUGGGAUUGCGCUUCCUGCCGGCGCAAUCCUCAUCAGCCCCUGGGUUGACCUGACGCAUUCAUUCCCCAGCUUGACCGUCGACGCGCCGUUCGACUACAUCCCGCCUUACGGUUUCCACCAGCGACCGUCCAAAUCCUGGCCUCCGCCGAGCGCCAAUGUUCUCGAGGAAGUGGACAAGAUGAACCAAAGGGCCCGAGCGGAGGUUCAUGCGACAAAGGGCAAAAACAGUACUGGGAGCGGCGUUUCUGCGUGCCCAUCGCCGCCUCUUACGGAAGCUGAAGAAGCUGCUGAGAACGAGGCAAAGCUAAACAUGUUUGCGGCCAACAACUUGAAACUGGUGGCGAACGACGGGACCGAAGAAAUUCUGGUCAAUGAGCAGAUCCACAUGUACACGACCAACAACAUGCUCAGCCAUCCGCUUGUCAGCCCGGCCCUGCAGCCCACGCUUGGUGGACUCCGUCCGCUGUUGAUAAUCUCCGGCGGCGGUGAGAUUUUGCGAGACGAGCAGAUGUAUGUUGCCCACAAGUGCGCCGACCCGGCCAAGUACGCGGGCCCCGAGGCCAGCCUUGAUGAAGAAGCCAAGGCCCAGAUCGCGCGCUACCCGCCCACGGAUGUCCAGCUCCAGGUCUGGGACGACUUGUGCCAUGUGGCGACGACGUUGAGCUUCACACGCCCGGCCAAGUUCAUGUUCCGGUCGAUUGCGCAGUUUGGCGCCUGGGUCCUGGCACGCGCGCAAAAGACGGAGAUAGACAUCUUAGAUGACGAUGCAAUUUCUGUUAUCUCGGCCUCGAGCUCGGAUUUGGACCCUGAUGGUGCUUCACCUAGUCCUGCUCAUACCGACACGACUGCCUCAGGGGGUGCUGCCCAUGCUCCGGCCGCGUACGACCAUGCGCAAGCAAGUACUAAGACGGAGGAGAACGCUGGUGCCGGUCCUUGCCAGCAUAUUGGAAAGGCAGGUGACUCGCUCCCGCCUUUCAAACACCACAUGAUUCGCCAGCGGGUCACUCGCCACGGCGACGUCUAUCCGCUCGCGCCGCCUGAAGAGCUGCCCGGCACGAAAAUGGCACUCGAGAACCCCGCAUAUGUUGGUGUGCCCAAAGAAGGCCCUGUUCGAAGGUGGACGGCCACGAAGCAGCAGUGGGACAGCCGUUACUCUCGCGACAGGAGCAAAGUGCUUAAGAAGCGCCUCCGCGAUGCUGCCGUCGGCUUCGAGUCGUUUGGUCCUGGUGAGCACCCGCCGCCGAGCGCCUUGGCCGGCUGGGUCAAGAUUGGAGAGGACCUGACCGAGCACGGCCCUCGCAAGCAGAGUCACGGUUUGGCCCUGUGGUCUCUGUGGGGUUCGAAGCACGACGAGUCGACGGUUGAGCGGGAGCAGGACGCCCACGAGCAUGAUGCCCAGGGAGCGCCGAAGGAGGGGGCAGCGGACCCGGCCGCGGCCGAUAAGUCGCUCCGUGGCCGUGAUCAGUCGGCUGCACCAGAGGAAAAGGAAGCUGCAACACGUGCAGAUGACCGCAGUAGGUCGCGCCGGCGAUAUGUGCGGAACGAGAACCAAGCCGACGGGCAGGAUGAGCCGAUACCAGCACCGACUCCAAUUGCAGUUCUCCUGCCAGAGGAAUCGACGCUGGCGAAUGGCGACAGCAUGACCGACAGCAUGCUCAAUGGCAUGCCCAGUGAUGCCACCGCUACGGAAAAGCCUGGCCGGGGUAAACCGUUGACACCCUACGAUGCGGCCAGAGCUGCUGGCGACGCCAACCAUGUGGGCUCGACGGGCAAGCGGCCGUUCCUCGGCGGCAUCGCGCUACCGUUCUCGCUCAACAAAGAUGCCGAGACGGCAAGCAUGGUGACGCUGCAGUCGACUGCUGGCGUGCCGGGCUUGCAGGAGACUUCGGCAAAACCGUCACCUGCAGCUCCCAUGACGCCCGCGCAUUGA